Striga asiatica is the source of this 1244-nucleotide messenger RNA. Lineage: Eukaryota; Viridiplantae; Streptophyta; Magnoliopsida; Lamiales; Orobanchaceae. The record is from the annotation of a GenBank genome assembly.
AUGGACGUCCGCAGUCUCGAACGCAACGGUUACAGUACGAUCCGGGCCGCGGUGGUGACACUCAGAACUGGUCGGGGACUCCAUUCUGGCGGUGUAUUCACCGUUAAGAUUCUGCCGGCGGCCGCUCGCUCCGGUCGGUGCUUCAUCUUCCGGUCAGCUGUUAUUCGUGCGUCCAUUUUUAACGCUGUGAAAGAUACUCCUCUGUGCACUACGCUUUCGCACGAUGGGCACAGUGUACAAACCGUGGAACACCUGCUCUCGGCUCUGGAGGCCUCUGGUGUUGACAACUGUCACAUAGAGAUUGGGGUGUCUGGCGAUUAUGAUGGGUCGGGUGAGGUUCCUAUCUUUGAUGGGUCAGCAAGAGAAUGGGUGGAGGCAGUCAAUCAAGCAGGACUGAAGGUGGCUGUAGACAGUGGUGGUAGAAGUUGUGAAAAACUAGCACCAUAUCUUAGUGAACCUGCACCUGAAAUUGGACGUCAGUGGUUCUCAUCGACCUUGUUGGAUGAAUCUUUCUACUCUGAAGCAAUAGCUCAAGCGAGGACCUUUUGCCUAUAUGAAGAGGUGGAACACAUGCGAAAUUUAGGACUCAUCAAAGGGGGUUCGACCGAGACCGCCAUCAUAUGUAGCAUGAAUAAGGGAUGGUUGAAUCCACCUCUACGUUAUGAGGAUGAGCCUUGCAGACACAAGGUUUUAGAUCUUAUUGGUGAUAUGUCCCUUUUGGCUCAGGAGGGUAAUCAAGGUCUUCUGGUGGCUCAUAUUGUUGUUUAUAAGGGUGGACACUCGCUGCACACGGAGUUUGUUCGUCAUCUAUCAGGAAAUGGUUAAGAGAAUGAGGUCUGAUACGCACAAGCUCAGAGCUUUGGACCUAAGCUUGGAGUUGAUGUGACAGUUAAAAUGGCUUGAAAAAGAUAGGUUGCUUUAUUGUUUCUGUGUUUAGACUAUGCCUACUCAUCAGCAGUUUUAUCACUUGUAAUAUGGUGGGAUUUUUAGACAUGAAUGAAGUAGUUUCUAGUUUCAUAUUGUUGUUAUCUCUUCAUAUUACCCUCCCUUUUUUCAUUGUAGUGUUAUUGUUUCUUCAUAUUGCCCCCUCGCUUUUUUAUGCCAAAAAUGUGUACAAGAUUCUUCAAUUUUCAAACUUCAUAGAUGAUCCAAAAUGAUAAUUAUGGGUCAUAUGUCACAAUCAUACGUUAUGGGUGAAUCUUUUGGCUUGCAAUGUGCAUGCACACAAGUGACAUUGAAACGAA